Molecule: messenger RNA, 2838 nt
Organism: Symbiodinium natans
Lineage: Eukaryota; Dinophyceae; Suessiales; Symbiodiniaceae
Source: the annotation of a GenBank genome assembly
AUGGCAAGGCUAGCCAGCCAGGCUACGCCAAAGCUGGCCACAUGCCCAAGGAUGCCUUGGACGGAUACCUCCUCGGACAGGAGGUGGCUCACCGAUGACACCUGUGGAACAACAUCGACGCUCAUGGCAGAGGCAGUCAGCCUCUAUUCCGGGGUGCCAAGCAGCAGGUCAGACGUACCCGUCCGAGCGCAAGCCGACCAGGUCUACCGCAACUCAGAUGACCUGCCCCAUGACCACAUCUAUGUCGGUGCAGGGCACUUCUCUCACAGGUGGUUAACUACUUGCUGGCGGAACCCCUUCCUCCUGGGCAGGCACGGCAGCCACGCCGAGAUUGCCAUUCAAUUUGCGUACGCCCUGCCCAGCCUGGGCCUCAUUCCUGAUCUGCAUCAGCUCCGAGGCAAGACUUUGGUUUGCGACUGCCCGACAAACAUCAUUUGCCAUGCGGAUGUCCUUCGCGCAGCCUAUGCCUUCUAUGUCGUCGGAGGUAACAGCCGGGAGGCGCCCGGCUCGGAAGCGGCAAAGUUACUGGCAAUGGCAGCUGGAGCUCGAGUGCUUGGACAAGCCCCCCUGUUUCUUUCGCAACAAACCAUACAGGGCACCUUCAUGAAAAUGGCCUGGAGGGCCAACCCAGCGUCGCUUCCCUUUCCAUUCAUUGAGGACAUCGUGAACUCGCCUUGUCUCACGCUCUGGCGUGGCUGGCGGAUGAAGCAGAGCCCGUGGACAUGGGGCCAGUGCCCGCCGAGAUUUGUGUCGGCAGCAGAAAGGCCGGCUCUGCAGACGGCGUUAGGCUUCCAGGCGGGUGCAGGGCCGCACAGGGCGGCUAACCCCCCGCUCAUCCCUUUCCACCUUGGCAAGUCAGGACACUUCGAUCAUGCCCUGCGACUCCGUCAUGAGCCGACCCCUUUAGAGUGGGAACACAUGAUUGACCAUGAUCUGUAUUUUGCGUCCGACUACAUAGGGGCACACCUGGACACGGUCUCUGCAGUCCGUGCUGAAGUCAUUAGCGCAAUCAAGGAACUGGUCCAUCGUUUGUCGGAUGUGGACCGGCUUCUCAGGUCCAGGCAGGGCCCGGAAGUUUAUUCCGUGGUCAAGAACCGAAGCAUUGCCAUGGUGCCCAUUCUCAUGAUGCUCGUGGAGUGGCCGGACGCUCAGUUUUUGGAUUGCCUGCUCACGGGCUUCCCUGCAGUCGGGCUUUCGCCACAGGUCCCCGUCUUCGGGUUUCGAGACGCAAUCCCGGCGGAACCCAGCGCCUCUGCUUGGCAGCAGCAGGUGCGACAGGUAGUCGCACGUGUGGCGCCUGGGCCGGAUGACGAUGUCAUCCUGGAGGCUGGCCGCCAUGAUGAGGCAGCUGGUUUCUGCUCCCCGAGUUUCUCAGCAGGGGAACUGCUGGUUGGGGAUCAGCCAGCCAGGCUGAUACCGCGAUUCUGCAUCACGCAGGGGACGGGCAAGAAGCGAGUCAUAGACGAUGCAGCAGCAGGUGGACAAAGCGCAGCCAGCGAGGACCACAACAAGCUCGAUCUCUGCACAGCUCUGCAACCGGGAGUCCAUGCCCGCCUGCUGUGCUCGUCUUUGAUGCGCAACGGUCACGACCCAGGAGAAGUCCGUAUCCUCACAGGCGGUGAGGACCUGCCGGAGGCUUACAGGUUCACACCAAUGGACCCGAAGGAGAGUUGGCAAACAGUGGUCGCCUAUUGGGACCACGAAAAAGGCGAAGUGCGACUUCGCCGCUACUUCGGCCACCUCUUUGGAUUGCCCAACGCUGUCACCAGCUUCAAUCGGUAUAGCAGAUUCCUGCAGGCUGUCCUUAGGCGUCUCCUCAUCAUUUGUGGGAGCUUCUAUUUUGAUGAUCUGUCUCUGCAAGACCCAGCACCCUCAGCUACCUCGGCACAGUCAUCAGCCGGGGAACUGCUGCGCCUGCUCGGAACGCCUUUUGCAGCCGCCAAACGACAGCACAUGGCAGAGGUUGGAGAAUUUCUGGGGCUACAUCACGACCUUUCCAGAUUGGAAAGUGGCAAAGUCACCUUCUGGGCGAGGCAAAGGCUCGUUGAUAAGGUAGCCGCGAUGGUCGCCCAAGCUCGUGAAUCCGGCCGGCUGGGCCAUGGUCAAGCAGCCAAACUAUACGGGUGCCUCAACUUUCUGGCGCACGGAGCCUUUGGCAAAGUCGGCCGCGCUGGCCUGCAAUCCCUCAGCUCACACCAGUACAACAAACUCGGAGGGGAUAUCCUGUCCCCAGAGCUGCGGCAGUCCUUGGAGUUGGUGCAGGCCUUCUUGGCUACAAAGCCGCGCAGAGAGCUCAAGCUGAUGGGGGAGCCUCCGCCGCGGUUCUGCGUAGCCUCAGAUGCAUCUCAAGACCAGCCUGGCCAAGGAGGAGCAGGUGCGCUCCUGGUGGACCCUCAAGGCCGUCGGCACGGAGUGGUCCUCGAAAUUGAUGCGAGCCUCUUCGAGAUGUGGAGCAGCCACCCGACUAAGAUAGCCCAAUUGGAACUUUGCGUCGUUCUCAUGGCCACGGUGCAUUGGGCAUCCCUCCUCCGUAGCUCCUACGGCAUUUGGUGGAUAGAUAACGUUGCUGCCCUCAUGAGCCUCAUCAAGGGCCGGUCCUCCAAUCCGGAGCUAGACAGUAUGUCUGGCAUCUUCCACGCAGCAGCCUUCGGCCUGCGUAUGCAGUGCUUCUUCGAGUGGGUAGCGUCAGACGAUAACUGGAGCGAUGGGAUAUCGCGCCAGGGCCGGCACGAUCCAUGGCUACAACGGCAUUGCUUCCCAGUCACGUCGACCACCCCCCUUCUUUGGCUCUUCUCAAUGCCAUAUGUUGUUAUCAUCAAGGUCUUCUCGUUUCUCUAG